AUGAUUUCUACAUAUGGUUCUUUUGUUGCAAUUGGACUUUUUGGUUAUACUGAAGGUUCAAAAGAACGUGUUGGAGGUGUAAAAAUUUUCUUUGAUAAAUAUUUAACUUCUACUGGUUCAGGAAGAUUUGCAUUAGUUUAUAAUUCUACUGGAACUACUACUUAUGGAUAUGCUGGAUAUUCAAUACAAAUGAAUAAUAAAGUUCUUUAUCUUGGAGGAAAAUCAGAAAUCCAAACAAAUGGUGUAUUAAAAGGAGUUUCUAUUGACAUUAGUAACUAUACUGCUAAAUAUUGUAUUGGUGUAAAUUGUGAAUGUGAUGUUGGAUACUUUUAUUCAACAUAUAUGAGACAAUGUUAUCCUCAAAUUGGACAAAGUACAGCAAUUAUAGUUACAGUUUGCUGUUUCUUGUUGUUCUUCAUUAUUAUUGCAAUUAUUGGUGUUUUAUUGGCUUAUUACAUGAAAUCUAAAGAACAAAAGAAAGAUACUGAUGACGAAGAUUAUCAACAUGACGAAGAAGCUAAUCCAAUUAUCGAAGACGAUGAUGAACCUCAUUUAGAUGGAUUCAAUGCAUAA
Entamoeba dispar SAW760 is the source of this 573-nucleotide messenger RNA. RefSeq lists its product as uncharacterized. Bases 1 to 573 code for a protein of 190 amino acids. Lineage: Eukaryota; Evosea; Mastigamoebida; Endamoebidae. The record is from RefSeq and is a predicted model, not a curated record. The transcript has a single exon.